Molecule: messenger RNA, 697 nt
Organism: Cuscuta epithymum
Lineage: Eukaryota; Viridiplantae; Streptophyta; Magnoliopsida; Solanales; Convolvulaceae
Source: the annotation of a GenBank genome assembly
UAAAAACAUCUUUAGGAUGGUUAUAUGGGCAUAUGGGUUUAAUUUAGAUAAUGUUCAGUUUAAAUUUAGCAAGUCCUACUAUGAUGGGUUAAUUAAUGUCCAGGUAAAUCUAAAGAGGACACAGAAUACAGUCUCAAGCCUCAAGCACCCCUUUAUGUAAGGCCAAAUUCAACAUUGUCCAAUGUCUUACCCUACAAUGGUGGCCAUCCACUCUCUCCUAAAGUUUCCAACCAGCAUAUCACUGCCAAUCAUAUGCCGCCUCCAAACAUCACCGAAAGACCUCAGCCACCUCCAUUUCCACCUGCAACCCUCUCUCCUCAUAACAAUCAUACUAUUUCAAUUUGUAAUCAAACUUCACCAGUGUCUUCUUCUUCUCACUCGGAACCAUACAUGAACACUUGCUAUCCUAUAUACCCAUAUGUGCCAAUACCAACCAAUGUCUACCCUCCUCCACAGCCAGACACCUCUCUUCCUCUAGUCACCUCUGAUGGCGGUUAUCAGCACCCACCGCUAUGUUUUCCUCACGCCACCGGCGUCUACCCUCCAGUUUUUCCAGAUGGAAGCCCUUGGUAUCCGACACCGCAGCAGCUCACAGAGGAACAUUGUCGGCACCACUCUCCUCCAUCCUUAAUGGCGAUGGAGUGUCCACCAUCACCACCGCCUCACAAUGUUUAUCCACCUCCCCCUGCUAUCUAAG